AUGAAGAUCCUCUUGUUUUCACUAAUCCUGCAAAUUUUGAUGCUAGUGCAUGCUCCGCCUCCUAAUCCCAAGAUUCUACUCGACCUGGACAUCUCUGGGUACAUGUCAGAGAAAAUCAGCGUCGCUCCAUCCAUCGAAUUCUCCGGAGGUACGACUUAUCACGUUAGAAAAAACUCCAGACACAACUACAUCAUUGACACUGUUCGAGACGGAGUUGAGAUGUUGAUCGGAGGCGAUCCCAGGAAUACAAGUAGAUUUGUUCUCGUUGUGCUCGGAGAUGGAGGCACAAAGUACGUGAGAAUCAUCACAAAUCGCAUUUCUGACAUUCGUGGGAGCUAUGUAAAGACUGUUGACGAGUUUGUCAAGAAUCCAGGAGAUGCUUUAUACGCACCAGUAGUCAGAGAACCUCUACAGAUUGACAUCAUGACCCAGAAAACUACAGAUAUCAUCCGUGAGGAUGUAGUUUUGGAACCUCUGGAUGCUUACUCGGACAAUGCCGAUGAACGGCCAAAGGUUCCAAAAGUCCUCCAUACAAAACUAACUAUACAACCAAAGAUGGUUAACAAGUAUAUAAUCGGUGUGGUAAGGUUUGGAAGACAUCUGAUAACGGAAGAGACCAACAACGUCAUGAGAAGAACCAUACUAUGGGAAGGAGGACUGGACGCUCCUCGCAUAAUCGUUAUCACAAGCUUCUCCUUUGGAGAACUCUGGACUGAAACUCACGAGUUUGAUCGCAUUGAAUCAGAGUUUAAACUAAAGAGUAGCAAGAAGAGGGGAAUUCAUAGUGAGUAG
Molecule: messenger RNA, 792 nt
Organism: Theileria equi strain WA
Lineage: Eukaryota; Apicomplexa; Aconoidasida; Piroplasmida; Theileriidae
Product: signal peptide-containing protein
Exons: 2
Coding region: 1-792 (263 amino acids)
Source: RefSeq, a predicted model, not a curated record